Messenger RNA from Dichotomopilus funicola, 1605 nucleotides. RefSeq names its product serine protease. Bases 1 to 1605 code for a protein of 534 amino acids. NCBI's taxonomy places the organism in Eukaryota, Fungi, Ascomycota, Sordariomycetes, Sordariales, Chaetomiaceae. The record is from RefSeq and is a predicted model, not a curated record. The transcript is spliced from 2 exons. Gene Ontology annotation, biological process: proteolysis. Gene Ontology annotation, molecular function: serine-type endopeptidase activity.
AUGAAGGGCCUUGUCGCUCUCUCCCUCGCGGCCUGCGCGGCGGCGGCCCCUCGGGUCAGCUUUGAGACCAUCCACGGCGAAGCCGCACCCAUUCUCUCCUCGUCGAACGCCGAGGCCGUCCCCAACUCGUACAUUGUCAAGUUCAAGAAGCACGUGGACGACAGUUCCGCUUCGGCCCACCACACCUGGAUCCAGGACAUCCACACGAACCGCCAGACGGAGCGUGCGGAUCUGAAGAAGCGCGGUCAGAUCCCGCUGGUUGACGAUGUUUUCCACGGGCUGAAGCACACCUACAAGAUCGGCAAGGACUUUGUCGGCUACGCCGGGCACUUCGAUGAGGAGACCAUCGAACAAGUCCGGCGGCACCCUGAUGUCGAGUAUAUUGAGCGCGACAGCAUCGUUCACACGAUGAGUGUCAACGUCGAGAGCUGCGAUAGCGAGACUGAGAAGGCCGCUCCGUGGGGUCUGGCGCGUAUCUCGCAUCGGGACGCUCUUGGUUUCUCAACCUUCAACAAGUAUCUGUACGCUGCCGAGGGCGGUGAGGGUGUCGAUGCCUACGUCAUUGACACUGGCACCAACAUCGAGCACGUUGACUUCGAGGGCCGUGCCAAAUGGGGCAAGACCAUUCCGAAGGGCGAUGCCGAUAUCGAUGGCAAUGGCCACGGCACCCACUGCUCCGGCACGAUCGCUGGCAAGAAGUACGGUGUGGCCAAGAAGGCUAAUGUCCGCGCCGUCAAGGUGCUCCGCUCCAACGGCUCCGGCACCAUGGCCGACGUCGUUGCCGGUGUCGAGUGGGCGGCCAACGCCCACAUCGAGCAGGUCAAGGCCGCCAAGGACGGCAAGCGCAAGGGCUUCAAGGGUUCGGUCGCCAACAUGUCGCUUGGUGGUGGCAAGACCAAGGCCCUCGAUGACACGGUAGAUGCCGCUGUCUCUGUUGGUGUUCACUUCGCCGUCGCUGCCGGAAACGACAACGCCGACGCCUGCAACUACUCGCCCGCGGCUGCUCAGAAGGCCGUCACUGUUGGUGCCUCCGCUAUUGACGACAGCCGUGCGUACUUCUCCAACUACGGCGCUUGCACCGAUAUCUUCGCCCCGGGCCUCAGCAUCCUGUCCACCUGGAUCGGCAGCAAGUACGCCACCAACACCAUCUCGGGCACUUCGAUGGCCUCGCCCCACAUUGCUGGUCUCCUGGCCUACUACCUGUCUCUCCAGCCCGCUGAGGACUCGGAGUACUCGCUUGCCACCAUCACCCCUGCUAAGCUGAAGAAGAACCUGCUCAGCAUUGCUACCGAGGGCGCCCUCACCGACAUCCCCAGCAAGACCCCCAACCUCCUCGCCUGGAACGGCGGUGGCUGCAGCAACUACACCGCUAUUGUCGAAGCCGGUGGCUACAAGGUCGACCACAAGACCACCACUGACAAGAUUGACCUUGGUGCCUCCGUCUCGGACCUUGAGAAGCUCAUCGAGCACGACUUCAACGUCGUCUCGGGUGAGGUCGUCAAGGGCGUCUCGUCGCUCGCUGACAAGGCUGAGGAGCUUUCUGAGAAGAUCCACAAGCUUGUUGAUGAGGAGCUCAAGGAGUUCUUUGAGGAGAUCGCUGCCUAA